CAUCACCGCCGCUCGUACAUAGAUGCCGCGCCUUGUAUGAGCUGCGACCAUGCAUAUCAAACAGAUCAUUAUCCAGGGCUUCAAAAGCUACAAGGACCAGACCGUCAUUGAGCCUUUCUCGCCCAAGCACAAUGUCAUAGUUGGUCGCAAUGGCUCCGGAAAGAGCAACUUCUUCGCCGCCAUCAGAUUCGUCCUGAGCGAUGCAUACACACAGAUGGGUCGCGAAGAGCGACAAGCUCUUCUUCACGAAGGUUCGGGUUCGGCAGUCAUGUCGGCCUACGUAGAGGUCAUCUUCGACAAUACCGAUGGCCGUUUCCCCACUGGAAGAGAAGAAUUGGUCCUACGCAGGACGAUCGGUCAGAAGAAGGAUGAAUACUCGCUCGAUCGCAAGAAUGCCACCAAGGCCGAUGUCAUGAACCUCCUCGAAUCUGCUGGUUUCUCGCGCUCCAAUCCAUACUAUAUCGUUCCUCAAGGACGUGUCACCACUCUCACAAACAUGAAGGACGGCGAACGUCUGAACCUGCUCAAGGAAGUCGCUGGUACUCAGGUCUACGAAUCGCGCAGAACCGAAUCUUUGAAGAUUGUCACCGACACAGACAACAAGCGCGCCAAGAUUGACGACCUCCUUGCCUACAUCCGCGAACGUCUAGGCGAGUUGGAAGAGGAGAAGGAAGAACUCAGGGCAUACCAAGAAAAAGACCGCGAACGACGUUGUCUCGAGUACGCCAUCUACCGCAACGAACAAGAGGAGGUCGCAGACUGGUUGGCCAGAAUCGACGAAGAACGCCAGAACGACGUUGUUGGAUCAGAUGAGCACAGCCAGGACUUCCUUCAGGGCGAAGAGGACUUGAAAGAGAUGGAUAGCCAGAUCAGCCGACUGAAGCAGCAGAUUGACUUUUUGAAUCUGGACAGACAGCAACUCGAAGACGAGCGCAAGGAGGCUUCUCGUGAAAAGGCAAAGGUCGAACUGGACGUCAAGGCUCUUACAGAUGGGCAAUCUUCCGCCCAGGCCGCGAGAACUCGUCACGCCAAUGAUUUGCAACAAGUUCGUGCUCAAAUCGAGCAGCGUGAAGCAGAGUUGGCCCAGAUCCUUCCUCAAUAUAACGCUCAGAAAGAACAGGAGGCCGCCAUCAAGAACCAGCUCGCCGAGGCAGAGGGUCAACGCCAAAGACUGUAUGCUAAGCAAGGACGUCAGACUCAAUUCCAGAGCAAGCGCGACAGAGAUACUUGGCUGCGCAAGGAAAUCGCCGAAAUCAACGUUGCCUUGGCCACGAGGAAGGCCAUCGCUAUGCAAGCAUCAGACGAUGUCGCAGAGAUCGAGGAUGAGAUCAAGGCACUGGAAUCGGAGAUCGCAGAGUUGCGGAGCCGCAUUGACAAUCGUGGUGACGAGACACAGAGCAUGGCAGCCGACGUACAGAAAGCUAAAGAUGAGCGAGAUCGUCUCAUGGACCAGCGCAAGGAGUUGUGGCGCGAAGAGGCCAAGCUUGACUCAGUCAUCACCAAUGCUCAGCAAGAGCUUGAGAAAGCGGAGCGUUUCCUCUCACACAUGACAGACCAGAACACAAGUCGAGGACUGAAGGCCGUCCGUCGUAUCGCUCGCGAACACAACAUCCCUGGUGUAUACGGUACCCUUGCUGAGCUGUUCGAGCCUACGUCAGACCGCUACAAGACUGCCAUCGAAGUGACUGCCGGAAACAGUCUUUUCCACUACGUAGUCGACACCGACGACACAGCUUCGAAAGUGCUAGAGAUCUUGCAACGAGAGAGAUCAGGAAGAGUCACAUUCAUGCCGCUCAAUCGUCUGCAACCAAGACCAGUCAACAUUCCCAACGCGGCUGAUGCUGUACACCUUCUGACAAAAAUCACAUACGAGAAGAAGUACGAAAAGGCUUUCGAGCAGGUCUUUGGCAAGACCAUCGUCUGUCCCAACCUUGCAACCGCUUCACAGUACGCUCGCAGUCAUGGCGUUUCAGCCAUCACACCAGAAGGUGACCGUGCAGACAAGAAGGGUGCUCUGACUGGUGGUUUCCACGAUCCUAGAUCAUCACGUCUGGAUGGUGUGCGACAGGUUCAAAACUGGCGCACGGAGUACGAGAAGCAUCGCAACCGUGGUGACGAGAUCCGUCGUGAGCUCGAGGCACUCGAUCAACAAGUUACAAGAGCUGUCAGCAAUCUUCAGAAGAUUGACCAGAAGCGUCUGCAAACAGAAAACAGCUACGGCCCUCUACGCCAAGAGCUCCGCAACAAGACCAAUUCACUGCAAGCCAAACACGAAGAGCUUGAGAAGAAGCAACGCUCUCGCGACAAUGUUGAGCUUGCAGCGAGACAACUCGGAGAGCAAGGUACUGCUUAUGGAACCGAGUUGACCACAGAGUUCAGAAAGGCACUUUCAGCAGACGAAGAGCGCCAGUUGGAGACACUCAGUACAUCCGUGCAGAACCUCCGUAAGCAAUUCUCAGAUUUGAGCUCAACUCGUUCCGAGCUUGAAGGUCGCAAGGCAAGUCUGGAGGUCGAGCUCCGUGAGAACCUUCGUCUCCGUCUUGACCAGCUCCAAGCCCAAGAUGCUGAACUUGGCGCUGGUGGUGUUGCAGGUGGCAACGCACGUCUCGGCGAGAGACAGAGAGAACUUGAACGUGCAGAUGAAGCUUUAUCGAAUGUUAUGAGCAAACUCGAAGAAGCAGAAGCGUCACUCGAACAAGCACAAUCUCAACUCACAGAGGCAAACACAUCCCGCGAAGAGAAGCAACGCCAGCAAGAGGAGCUUGCCCGCUUCAUCUCCAAGAAGAAGAGAUCGAUGGAGAAGAACACUGCCAAGCGCGCCACUCUCAAGGAGAAGGAAGAGGCUGUUGGCAUUAGCAUCCGCAACCUCGGCGUCCUCCCCGAGUCCGCCUUCCAAGAGCCCUACACCAGCAUGAAUUGGGACAAAGCAGCCAAGAAGUUGAACAAAGUCAAGAACCUUCUCAAGGGUUACGGUCAUGUCAACAAAAAGGCUUUCGAACAGUACAACUCCUUCACCCGCCAACGUGAGAGUUUGGAAACACGUCGCAAAGAGCUCGAAAACUCACUCUCGAGUAUUCAAGAACUCAUCGAUGUGCUUGACCAACGCAAGGACGAAGCCAUCGAGCGCACCUUCCGCCAAGUCAGUAAGGAGUUUGCACGCAUCUUUGAGAAACUGGUUCCAGCCGGAAAGGGACGCUUGGUCAUCCAACGCCGCACCGACCGCAUCGCCCGUGGCGAGAACGAAGAGGAAGACAGCGGUGAAGAUGGCGAAGGCAGAAAAGAUGGUGUCGAAAACUACACAGGUGUCGGUAUCAGUGUCAGCUUCAACAGCAAACACGACGAACAACAACGUAUCCAACAACUCUCCGGUGGACAAAAAAGUCUUUGCGCCCUCGCCCUAGUGUUUGCAAUCCAAGCCUCAGACCCAGCACCCUUUUAUCUCUUUGACGAAAUCGACGCAAACCUCGAUGCCCAAUACCGUACCGCUGUCGCGCAAAUGCUGUCCGAGUCAUCAGAGAGUGGACAAUUCAUUUGCACAACAUUCAGACCUGAAAUGUUGCUCGUGGCGGAGAAAUGCUACGGUGUUAGUUAUAUUAACAAGACCAGUAGUAUUGACGUGGUUAGCAAGGAGCAGGCUUUGGACUUUGUCGAGGGUCAAGUCAGUGGAAAAUAAGGAGGUGGUUGAAGGGGAGGGAGUGGUGGGAAGAUGGGAGCGUGGCGUUUUUCAUUCAUUUUUUUUCUUCUACUUUGCUGUGCUUUCUGAGGUGAAGGAUGGCAUGUGUUAUACUGUCGAAUGUAUUUAUUGCUGAAGAUUGCAAGCAUAGCAGGCCUGUUCUGCUUAAUCGUCUCGUUUGUUCUGUCACUGUCCACCGCUUUUCUGGCCACGGUAAAUAGGAUAUUGGUAGAGAUGUGCACUUGGC
Molecule: messenger RNA, 3920 nt
Organism: Aureobasidium pullulans EXF-150
Lineage: Eukaryota; Fungi; Ascomycota; Dothideomycetes; Dothideales; Saccotheciaceae
Product: putative chromosome segregation protein SudA
Exons: 4
Coding region: 50-3673 (1207 amino acids)
Biological process (GO): mitotic sister chromatid cohesion
Cellular component (GO): chromosome
Molecular function (GO): ATP hydrolysis activity; protein binding; cohesin loader activity
Source: RefSeq, a predicted model, not a curated record